AUGCCAUGUGAAUUCAGCCAAAAACAAAAAGAAAGAAUAGCCAAACAGCUAGACAAGAGCCUCGGCCCAGAAUACCUCAGCGUAAGAGCCGGCUUUGGCUCUACACAGCUUACAUACGUCGAAGGGUGGAUGAUUAUAAGCUUAGCCAACAAGAUUUUUGGAUUUGAUGGUUGGUCUUCGGAGAUUAAAAGCAUGACAGAGGAGUAUUGCGAGACAAAUGACGGCAAGACUAGUGUUGGAUAUACCUGUGUGUGCAGGGUUACGCUGAGAAGUGGCGCUUACAAGGAGGAUGUGGGGUUUGGCAGCGCAGACAACCAGAAAAUGAAAGGGCCGGCUGUGGAAAAGGCAAAGAAAGAAGCAGCAACAGAUGCGUUAAAAAGAGCGCUUAGACAGUUUGGAAAUGCACUUGGGAAUUGCUGCUACGACAAGGAAUACAUCAAAAAUGUACGAAAGCAGACUGGAUUCAAGAAAGUUAGCUUUGAUGUGAAGAAGAUUCUGAAGACAACUGAUUUAAUUGAAAAUAAAGAGAACUUUGAUGUAUCUGUAUCGUUUAGUCAAGACAACGACAUUUCAGAUCUAUAG
Molecule: messenger RNA, 582 nt
Organism: Vittaforma corneae ATCC 50505
Lineage: Eukaryota; Fungi; Microsporidia; Nosematidae
Product: recombination protein rad52
Exons: 1
Coding region: 1-582 (193 amino acids)
Biological process (GO): double-strand break repair via single-strand annealing; mitotic recombination; double-strand break repair via homologous recombination
Cellular component (GO): nucleus
Source: RefSeq, a predicted model, not a curated record